Molecule: messenger RNA, 2852 nt
Organism: Pezoporus flaviventris
Lineage: Eukaryota; Metazoa; Chordata; Aves; Psittaciformes; Psittacidae
Gene: SH2D4A
Product: SH2 domain containing 4A
Exons: 9
Coding region: 570-1931 (453 amino acids)
Cellular component (GO): cytoplasm
Molecular function (GO): phosphatase binding
Source: RefSeq, a predicted model, not a curated record
CCCCAAAAUUCUUACUCCAACCUCAAAAGCAGAGCCGAAGGCCCUCCCCAUAUCUCUUUUGUGAAACAAGGCAGGCUGGGCUUUUGAUCAUCAAAGUCUUCCCCUUUGGAAGGAGGAGGAGCCGUCUAGUCAUGGGUUCAUUGAUUCCUUGCCCAGCAGGAAUGUUUGCUUGGGCACAGCCAAGCCGCACCUCUGAUGACUGUAACAGGCAGCGCUCUCUCUCUUUUGAUAUACUAUCAGCUGGGUUUAUCAGAGUAUCAACAACCACCACAUUCAAGGACUCAUCCCUCUGGUAAGCUCUCCCUGCAGAGCGGACAGGGGCUGCGUGGGAGCUGAGCUCACCUCUUAUUUCAAGGAAUCUUAACAGCAGGUUUUAAGCUGCUUAUUUACCUUUUUGGUCUGUGCAGGAAGUCUGAGCUAAAAAAAAAAGACAGAAGUAUAAUUACUCUGGCACGCCUGCAUUCCUGCUCCAGGCUCAGGCGGGGAGAGACUCUUUCUUGUCGGAGCCAGGAAGAGAGCUGAUCCCUGGAGAUCACUGCCUCAAACGUGCGUAACUGAAACCUGCAGCCAUGCUGAAACAGAUACUAUCGGAAAUGUACAUUGAUCCUGACCUGCUGGCAGAACUCAGUGAGGAGCAGAAGCAGAUCCUCUUUUUCAAGAUGCGGCAGGAACAGAUCAGACGAUGGGAAGAAAGAGAAGCUGCUAUGGACAAGGCUUCACCAAAGAAACCUCUGCCUAGAAAAGCCAACAGGAAGUCGGUGACAUGGAAGCUCGGUGCUGACAAUGAUGUCUGGGUCUGGGUGAUGGGUGAGCAUCCUUCAGAUAAAUCAUAUGCUGCCAUCUGUGAAGAGAUCCAGGCACAAAGGGCAAAGCGGCUGGUGAGAGAGCAAAGCAAGGAGGGCAGAGAGACUGACUCUUCUGUAACACAGUCUUUACAUCUACAACCAGGAGUCCUAGGUGAGACAGAUCUUCAUGGGAAUAAGAAAAGCACUGUGGAGGAAAAGAAGGAAUGUGGGAGAAAAAUUACUGCUGCUACAGCAGGGAAAAGCCAGGAGAUCACAAAGAGGGAAACCAGAGAUGUUCACCAGAUGCUGGCAGCCUGUCACAUGAGGAAAUGUGGCUUCCAACAGAUGAAAGAAGCACAGAGGAGAAAUCGAGGAGAAGAAACCACAGUCCCCCAGGAGGCAAUACUGCAGAGCCGCCCCAGCUCAGAGAGCCACAGGACGCUGCAGAAAUUGGAUGAGAAUGAGCCUGAAUGGCAGGAAUCCUUGCAGAAAUCCAAGGCAGCAGAUGAGAAGAGACGCUCUCUUGCACGGCAAGCCAGGGACGACUACAGGAGACUCUCACUGCAGGGCAUCCACAAAGGGAAGCAGGCAGAUAUUUCCAAGGGUGCCACGGCAAGAGAUCGGCGACCACUCCAAUACCCACCUCUCCCUCCUAAGCCUAAACUUCUACCUCCUGUGAUGUCAAACGGGAGAACGAUUCGGAAAGAGGGAAUCCAGAGGACAAUCUCCAAUUCCACUGAAGAAAGCAUCAUCAGGUGGUUCAGAGAGGAGCAAUUCCCUCUCCGAGCUGGCUAUCAGAAAAACACAGACACAAUAGCUCCUUGGUUUCAUGGUAUCCUAACCUCUAAGAAAGCAGAAGAGCUUCUGAAUAAAACAGUACCAGGGAGUUUCCUGGUCCGGGUCAGUGAGAAAAUCAAAGGCUACGUGCUCUCCUAUCGAUCUGUAGAAGGAUGCAAACACUUCCUCAUUGAUGCCUCCAGUGACUCCUACAGCUUCCUUGGAGUGGACCAGCUACAACAUUCGACACUGGCUGACCUUGUAGACUACCACAAGGAUGAACCCAUCACUUCCUUGGGAAAGGAGCUGUUGCUUUACCCCUGUGGCCAAGAGGACCAAGAAGCAGAUUACAUCUCUCUCUUUGAAUGAGCCUCCCGGUCUCACUGUGCAGCCCCAUGCUCGUAUUCACAGACUGAACUUCGAACUAGAGCUGUUGAUGCUUACUUGAAAUAGUUGCCAUCAGUGCCUCUGUUUUAUAUCCUUCACAACAACACAGUGAGAGUAUAAGUACUGUUGUGAGCGGUAUCAACUGAGUUAAUGGAUGCAUCAGCCCAGCAAGCUGCAAAGCACUUGGAUGCAUCCUGCACAGUGGAGUGAAUGAAAUGAUGAAGUAAUCAAUUGAACAGGGAGAUACUGCCACGUAUUUUCAGUGGGUGUUUGCAGAUUUCCUCGGGGACUUCUGUAUUCAAGCUGCCUUUUGUUCUUGAAUGCCAGGUUGUGUGCCAUCUGGGAAAUAGAUUGGUGUCUACAGUUGAAUGAGAUCAUACCUUCCUGAAGGCACAAAACAACUUGGAGGGGGUGAUUCAUCCUGAUACAGUAAUUUGCAUAAUGUGAAGAUAAAUCCUGUAAAAUGCUGUGCCCUUGGAAUCAAGGAUGUUCAAGCCAAACAUCCAAGCAAACCCUCUGUGCCUUUCAGUGAAAGGUUUUCUUUGUGAAGAGGGAUUUUCAUGAAAAGUACAUUUUUAAAACUCCUUUAGCCUCUGAAUGUAGAUCCUCACCCUUUUAACUUGUAUUUAAGUCCCACACUAGCCUUUCUGCAUAGAGAGAGAUUAGUCUUUUGAAAGGGAAAGGAGAAGCUAUAUAGGAAUUUGUAUGAAAGACUUCCACAUGCACAGAACCUAAAAGAUGUAAGAAGCCGUGCCUAUAUCAGUAUUAGUACAGUUUACAGAAGAACCUUUGCCAGCAAAGAAUGCUAUUUUGCAAAAUGGAGCUAUUUAUUGCAAGUUGUGUCCAGAUUACUGAGAUGCAUUGGGUGUAAACUUUAAUAUAGAACUUGUUCUUUCAACAUAA